Molecule: messenger RNA, 1648 nt
Organism: Sinocyclocheilus rhinocerous
Lineage: Eukaryota; Metazoa; Chordata; Actinopteri; Cypriniformes; Cyprinidae
Gene: asl
Product: argininosuccinate lyase
Exons: 17
Coding region: 184-1587 (467 amino acids)
Cellular component (GO): cytosol
Molecular function (GO): argininosuccinate lyase activity
Source: RefSeq, a predicted model, not a curated record
CGCCCAAAAAAUGGCGCUUUAGAUUUUGGUUGGUUCGCGAGCACCAAAUUAACAUAUUAUAGGCGGGGCUUUCGCUUCCCCAAAAUAAACGAGGAAGAAAUGCAGGUCACAGUCUAUUGAAUGAACAGCUUCUUACGUUUUCGGUUUGCUCUUCGCACAUAAAGACUGCUUGAGACUGUUACAAUGGCAAGUUCAGAGGGAAAUAAACUAUGGGGUGGUCGCUUUGUGGGAAACACCGACCCUAUAAUGGAAAAGUUCAACGCGUCAAUCGCGUACGACCAGCGCAUGUGGGAGGCUGAUAUUAAGGGGAGUAAAGCAUAUGUCAAAGCUUUACAGAAAGCAGGCCUGGUCACGCAAAACGAGAUGGAACAGAUUCUUACAGGACUUGACAAGGUUUUUGAUGAAUGGUCAAAAGGCGAGUUCAAGAUCAAACCAGGAGACGAGGAUAUUCACACAGCCAAUGAACGCAGACUGAAGGAAUUUAUUGGUGAUCCAGCUGGAAAGCUUCACACAGGCAGGAGCAGAAAUGAUCAGGUUGCAACAGAUACGCGGCUCUGGCUACGGGACGCUAUUAACACUCUGAAAGAACUAGCUUUGCCGCUCAUCAGCACUAUGGUGGAAAGGGCUGCAGUAGAGAUUGAAAUCCUGUGCCCUGGAUACACUCACAUGCAGAGGGCCCAGCCAAUCAGAUGGAGUCACUGGAUUCUCAGUCAUGCAGUGGCACUAAGCAGAGAUGUUGAACGGCUGGAGGACAUCAGGAAACAUGUUAACGUGAUGCCCCUUGGAAGUGGAGCCAUUGCUGGGAAUCCCUUCAACAUUGACAGAGAACUUCUUCGCCAAGAACUAAAAUUUGAUAGUAUCAGCAUUAACAGCAUGGAUGCUACCGGACAAAGAGAUUUCGUUGCUGAGUUUCUCUUCUGGGCAUCAAUGUGUCUCACACACCUCAGCAAGAUGGCAGAGGAUCUGAUUUUAUACAGUACAAAGGAGUUCUCCUUCAUUACUCUGACUGAUGCAUACAGCACUGGGAGCAGUUUAAUGCCUCAGAAGAAGAACGCAGACAGCCUGGAGCUCAUCCGCAGCAAAGCAGGACGAGUGUUUGGCAGAUGUGCAGGGUUUCUGAUGACUCUUAAGGGCUUACCCAGCACAUACAACAAAGACCUACAGGAGGAUAAGGAGGCCAUGUUCGACACAUAUGAUACAGUACACGCUGUGCUGCAGGUGGCGACAGGCGUCAUUUCAACUCUAAAGGUCAACCAACCAGCGAUGGAAGGGGCCCUCAGCCCAGAUAUGCUGGCCACUGAUCUUGCCUACCAUCUGGUCAGAAAGGGAAUGCCUUUCAGAGAAGCCCACAGUUGUGCUGGGAAAGCCGUUUAUAUUGCUGAAUCUAAGAACAUCCAUCUGUCCCAAAUCACUGUAGAGGACCUUCAAACUGUCAGCCCUUUGUUUGACAAGGACGUUUCUUCAGUGUGGGACUACAACAGAAGUGUUGAACAGUACAGCGCCCCUGGUGGCACGGCUAGGAGUAGCGUCACAUCUCAGAUUGAGCACUUCAGAACCUGGUUACAGGCACAAAAACAGAAACCAUAGUCUCAUAUCUGCAAGGGUCAGUAGUAGGUACUCUUGCAAAGAUGAAUUUGGCAUGUUAUGC